CUUUUCCCUUAAAUCAUUGAAGGAGUUCAAAGCAUUCAAUCAAGCUCGGUGCCAUUUGAUUGAAAUGCCUGCUUUCCCUCCUCCUGGAUCGGUCACGCUCUGCGAAAUCAAUCGAGAUUUGAUCACCGUUGAAAGCCUCUCAGAUGGCCGAGCCAAAGACACCUAUGGGAAAGUUCUUGGAAUUAUAUUCAGUCCUGUUCCUUUCCAAUCAGAUCUUCUCUUGCACAGUACUGAGCUUGGCUCUGAACAAGAAAAUGGAGAUAAUCUUCCCAGAGUAGGGUUAACUGCUUUCAGAAAAAUAUUGAGUGACUACAUUAGACGCUACCUUCCUCCCAACGAUGUGAGUUUGCUAUCAGAAGUGAGUGUUCAGGGCUUGAGCUGGCACCAACACAAGCAUAUUUUAGCAUUUAUCUCUGGUCCACAUCAAGUUACAAUUCGUGAUUAUGAGGAUUCAGAGGUGAAGGAUCCAUGCAUUCUGACCAGCGAGUCCCAAAGAGAUGUUCAAAUUCUUGAGUGGAGGCCAAAUGGAGGGAGGACACUCUCUCUAGCAUGCAGGGGUGGAAUUUGCAUUUGGUCUGCUUCUUACCCAGGAAAUGCAGCACCUGUGAGAUCUGGAGUUGCAUCAUUUCUGGGCACGCUUUCUAGAGGUUCAGGAGUUCGAUGGACUCUAGUGGAUGUUCUUCGAAGUCCUAAUGAUGAACAAAUUAGUGCACUCUCAUGGAGUCCUAAUGGAAGAUAUUUGGCAUCUGCUUCAUAUGACAGUUCAUCAUUCACCGUUUGGGAUGUUGCUAAAGGUGUAGGAACACCUAUUCGACGGGGAUUAGGAGGCAUAUCCAUGCUGAAGUGGUCACCAACAGGGGAUUAUUUUUUCACUGCGAAAUUUGAUGGAACCUUUUAUCUUUGGGAAACCAACACAUGGACAUCAGAAACUUGGUCUUCAUCUACUGGGUUUGUCACAGGGGCAGCAUGGGAUCCUGAUGGACGUAUGAUAUUGAUUGCUUUCUUGGAAUCUGCUGCAUUGGGUUCCAUUCACUUUUCAUCAAGGCCUCCAUCACUGGAUGCGCACCUCUUACCAGUUGACUUGCCAGAAAUCGUAUCAUUGACUGGCAGUCAAGGCAUUGAAAAGAUAGCUUGGGAUGCUUCUGGAGAACGAUUAGCUUUGUCUUAUAAAGGUGGUGAUGAGAAGUACAGAGGUCUUAUUGCCAUAUAUGAUGUUAGAAGAACUCCACUCAUUUCUACAUCUCUUGUUGGGUUUAUUAGAGGACCUGGAGAGAGUCCAAAACCACUUGCAUUUUCCUUUCAUAACAAGUUCAAACAAGGACCGUUACUUUCUGUGUGUUGGAGCAGUGGAUGGUGCUGUACGUAUCCCCUUAUAUUUCAUUCACAUCAUCUUCCGUAAUUUCUAAAUAUGUGUGUUGUC
This is a messenger RNA of Telopea speciosissima, 1420 nucleotides long. RefSeq names its product aladin. Gene Ontology annotation, cellular component: nuclear pore. Gene Ontology annotation, molecular function: protein binding. Gene Ontology annotation, biological process: nucleocytoplasmic transport. The coding region runs from base 65 to 1399 and encodes 444 amino acids. NCBI's taxonomy places the organism in Eukaryota, Viridiplantae, Streptophyta, Magnoliopsida, Proteales, Proteaceae. The record is from RefSeq and is a predicted model, not a curated record. The transcript has 15 exons.